AUGCGAAUUAGUGCAUUAUUUAUUCCAAUAUUUGGAAUUGCUGCAGUAUCAGCAGCUUGUACUGUCGACAAGGAGACCUGCGACAGUGCCUGUGAUAAUGCCAAUACUGUAAUUAGUGGCUACUAUACUGAUUUCACUUUAUUAGGGAAUGUUGAUGAAUAUUAUUGCAAGUUAAACAAUACUGUUCUUGUAAGCGGCAGUUAUGUAGACAUGGAUGGAACACUUCUUUCAGUUGUCACUGCUUGCCGCUAUUGUUUUGACAAAGGUGUCCUUACUGAUUCAACAAACUACGAAUAUUACGAAGGUUGGAUAAAACAAUGUUACGACGAGAGGUCUGACGAAAUUCCAAGUAACAUAGAUACCCAGUGUAUUUGUGACGUUGGUGAUAUUACAGAAACUAAUUGCAGUGAUAUGUGUGGUACUGCUGAAGAUUAUUCGGUAAACUUAUUAAGUUUGAUCACUUGUGGAGUUGUCGAUAAUGUUGUUAAAAGAAAUGUGGUUGGCUGUCUACUAUGUGGUACUGUCUCAAGUUCGGCUAGUACGUUUUGUGAUUCCGCCUGGACUACACUACUGUGUGUAGUUGGAACACUAGUAUCGGUCUUGUCAGACAUUUUGGAUGUGAUAGGAACUUUGUUAACUACUGUCUUGUCAGUUGUUGUAGGGUUGUUGGACGAAUGCGAUUUUGAUACAGAAAAUUUAUGCAGUAUCUCGUCAUGUACAUUAGAUGGAUUAGAUACAGAUACUUGUAACUCAUAUUGUUCAACUACUAACACAUGGUUAGAAGGAAGUGAAUUAAGUGGAAAAUCUUGCGACGAUCUAUCAAUGUCAGAAAAACAAGUUGUUGGAGGAUGUUUAAUGUGUGGAUCAAUUAUUGGAUAUGAAACAACAAAUACAGUUCUAACUAAUGUAGCAAAUGUUAUUGAUACGACCUGUAUAAGUGAAAUGCAGAAUGCGGUAUGCAAUGGGGAUUAUAUUGAGUCAAUAUCUGAUUCAUCAAUGGACGCAGUUUCCGAAGCAGAGCAAUCAUCAGAAGAUACAGUAGAAGAUGCAUCCUCUUCAUCUGAAGCAGCAGCAGAUGAAGCAUCCUCUUCAUCUGAAGAUGCCGCUGACGACAAGGCGUCAUCAUCGUCUGAGGAUGCCGCAGAUGAUGCCUCGUCUUCUUCUGAGGACGCAGCUGAUGAUGCUUCAUCUUCUUCUGAAGCCGCCGCUGAUGAUGCGUCUUCUUCUUCUGAGGACGCAGCAGAUGAUGCUUCUUCAUCUUCUGAGGACGCUGCUGAUGAUGCUUCUUCUUCUUCUGAAGCCGCCGCUGGUGAUGCGUCUUCUUCGUCUGAGGACGCAGCUGAUGAUGCCUCUUCAUCCUCUGAAGACGCGGCUGAUGAUGCCUCUUCUUCGUCUGAGGACGCAGCUGAUGAUGCCUCUUCUUCUUCCGAAGCGGCCGCUGAUGAUGCCUCGUCUUCUUCUGAGGACGCCGCUGAUGAUGCCUCUUCUUCUUCUGAGGACGCUGCUGAUGAUGCUUCUUCUUCUUCCGAAGCGGCCGCUGAUGAUGCUUCUUCAUCUUCUGAGGACGCUGCUGAUGAUGCGUCGUCUUCUUCUGAGGACGCUGCUGAUGAUGCUUCUUCUUCUUCUGAAGCCGCCGCUGAUGAUGCGUCGUCUUCUUCUGAGGACGCAGCUGAUGAUGCUUCUUCUUCUUCCGAAGCCGCCGCUGAUGAUGCCUCUUCAUCUUCUGAAGACGCAGCUGAUGAUGCUUCAUCUUCAUCCGAAGCCGCCGCUGAUGAUGCCUCUUCUUCUUCUGAGGACGCUGCUGAUGAUGCCUCGUCUUCUUCUGAGGAUGCUGCUGAUGAUGCUUCUUCAUCUUCUGAAGACGCAGCUGAUGAUGCCUCGUCUUCUUCUGAAGCCGCCGCUGAUGAUGCCUCGUCUUCUUCUGAAGCCGCCGCUGAUGAUGCCUCUUCUUCUUCUGAGGACGCUGCUGAUGAUGCUUCUUCUUCUUCCGAAGCGGCCGCUGAUGAUGCUUCUUCAUCUUCUGAGGACGCUGCUGAUGAUGCGUCGUCUUCUUCUGAGGACGCUGCUGAUGAUGCUUCUUCUUCUUCUGAAGCCGCCGCUGAUGAUGCCUCGUCUUCUUCUGAGGACGCUGCUGAUGAUGCUUCUUCUUCUUCUGAAGCCGCCGCUGAUGAUGCGUCGUCUUCUUCUGAGGACGCAGCUGAUGAUGCUUCUUCUUCUUCCGAAGCCGCCGCUGAUGAUGCCUCUUCAUCUUCUGAAGACGCAGCUGAUGAUGCUUCAUCUUCAUCCGAAGCCGCCGCUGAUGAUGCCUCUUCUUCUUCUGAGGACGCUGCUGAUGAUGCCUCGUCUUCUUCUGAGGAUGCUGCUGAUGAUGCUUCUUCAUCUUCUGAAGACGCAGCUGAUGAUGCCUCGUCUUCUUCUGAAGCCGCCGCUGAUGAUGCCUCGUCUUCUUCUGAAGCCGCCGCUGAUGAUGCCUCUUCUUCUUCUGAGGACGCUGCUGAUGAUGCUUCUUCUUCUUCCGAAGCGGCCGCUGAUGAUGCUUCUUCAUCUUCUGAGGACGCUGCUGAUGAUGCGUCGUCUUCUUCUGAGGACGCUGCUGAUGAUGCUUCUUCUUCUUCUGAAGCCGCCGCUGAUGAUGCCUCGUCUUCUUCUGAGGACGCUGCUGAUGAUGCUUCUUCUUCUUCUGAAGCCGCCGCUGAUGAUGCCUCGUCUUCUUCUGAGGACGCAGCUGAUGAUGCUUCUUCUUCUUCCGAAGCCGCCGCUGAUGAUGCCUCGUCUUCUUCUGAGGACGCAGCUGAUGAUGCUUCUUCUUCUUCCGAAGCGGCCGCUGAUGAUGCUUUUUCAUCUUCUGAGGAUGCUGCUGAUGAUGCUUCUUCUUCUUCCGAAGCCGCCGCUGAUGAUGCCUCGUCUUCUUCUGAGGACGCAGCUGAUGAUGCUUCUUCUUCUUCCGAAGCGGCCGCUGAUGAUGCUUCUUCAUCUUCUGAAGCCGCCGCUGAUGAUGCCUCUUCAUCUUCUGAAGACGCUGCUGAUGAUGCUUCUUCUUCUUCCGAAGCGGCCGCUGAUGAUGCCUCGUCAUCUUCUGAAGACGCAGCAGAUGAUGCUUCUUCUUCUUCUGAAGCCGCCGCUGAUGAUGCCUCGUCUUCUUCUGAGGACGCUGCUGAUGAUGCCUCGUCUUCUUCUGAGGAUGCUGCUGAUGAUGCUUCUUCUUCUUUCGAAGCCGCCGCUGAUGAUGCUUCUUCAUCUUCUGAGGACGCAGCAGAUGAUGUUUCUUCUUCUUCUGAAGCCGCAGCUGAUGAUGCCUCGUCUUCUUCUGAGGACGCUGCUGAUGAUGCUUCUUCUUCUUCCGAAGCUGCCGCUGAUGAUGCUUCUUCUUCUUCCGAAGCUGCCGCUGAUGAUGCUUCAUCUUCAUCCGAAGCCGCCGCUGAUGAUGCUUCAUCUUCAUCCGAAGCCGCCGCUGAUGAUGCUUCCUCAUCUUCUGAGGACGCUGCUGAUGAUGCCUCGUCUUCUUCUGAAGCCGCCGCUGAUGAUGCCUCUUCUUCUUCUGAGGACGCUGCUGAUGAUGCCUCGUCUUCUUCUGAGGAUGCUGCUGAUGAUGCUUCUUCUUCUUUCGAAGCCGCCGCUGAUGAUGCUUCUUCAUCUUCUGAGGACGCAGCAGAUGAUGUUUCUUCUUCUUCUGAAGCCGCAGCUGAUGAUGCCUCGUCUUCUUCUGAGGACGCAGCUGAUGAUGCUUCUUCUUCUUCCGAAGCUGCCGCUGAUGAUGCUUCAUCUUCAUCCGAAGCCGCAGCUGAUGAUGCUUCUUCUUCUUCCGAAGCCGCCGCUGAUGAUGCCUCUUCAUCUUCUGAAGACGCAGCUGAUGAUGCUUCAUCUUCAUCCGAAGCCGCCGCUGAUGAUGCCUCUUCUUCUUCUGAGGACGCUGCUGAUGAUGCCUCGUCUUCUUCUGAGGAUGCUGCUGAUGAUGCUUCUUCAUCUUCUGAAGACGCAGCUGAUGAUGCCUCGUCUUCUUCUGAAGCCGCCGCUGAUGAUGCCUCGUCUUCUUCUGAAGCCGCCGCUGAUGAUGCCUCUUCAUCUUCUGAAGACGCAGCAGAUGAUGCUUCUUCUUCUUCUGAAGCCGCCGCUGAUGAUGCUUCUUCUUCAUCCGAAGCCGCCGCUGAUGAUGCCUCUUCUUCAUCCGAAGCCGCCGCUGAUGAUGCCUCUUCUUCUUCUGAGGACGCUGCUGAUGAUGCUUCUUCUUCUUCUGAAGCCGCCGCUGAUGAUGCUUCUUCUUCUUCUGAGGACGCUGCUGAUGAUGCUUCUUCUUCUUCCGAAGCCGCCGCUGAUGAUGCCUCGUCAUCUUCUGAGGACGCCGCUGAUGAUGCCUCGUCUUCUUCUGAGGACGCCGCUGAUGAUGCUUCAUCAUCUUCUGAAGCUGCCGCUGAUGAUGCUUCUUCAUCUUCUGAGGACGCUGCUGAUGAUGCUUCUUCUUCUUCUGAAGCCGCAGCUGAUGAUGCCUCUUCAUCUUCUGAAGACGCAGCUGAUGAUGCCUCGUCUUCUUCUGAAGCGGCCGCUGAUGAUGCUUCCUCAUCUUCUGAGGAUGCUGCUGAUAAUGCUUCCUCAUCUUCUGAAGCUGCCGCUGAUGAUGCUUCAUCAUCUUCUGAAGCCGCCGCUAAUGAUGCCUCUUCUUCUUCUGAGGACGCCGCUGAUGAUGCGUCUUCUUCUUCUGAGGACGCUGCUGAUGAUGCCUCUUCAUCUUCUGAAGACGCAGCAGAUGAUGCUUCUUCUUCUUCUGAAGCCGCCGCUGAUGAUGCUUCUUCAUCUUCUGAGGACGCAGCAGAUGAUGUUUCUUCUUCUUCUGAAGCCGCAGCUGAUGAUGCCUCGUCAUCUUCUGAAGCCGCCGCUAAUGAUGCCUCUUCUUCUUCUGAGGACGCAGCAGAUGAUGCUUCUUCAUCUUCUGAAGACGCAGCAGAUGAUGCUUCUUCUUCUUCUGAAGCCGCCGCUGAUGAUGCCUCUUUAUCUUCUGAAGACGCAGCUGAUGAUGCCUCUUCAUCUUCUGAAGACGCCGCUGAUGAUGCUUCUUCUUCAUCCGAAGCCGCCGCUGAUGAUGCCUCUUCUUCAUCCGAAGCCGCCGCUGAUGAUGCCUCUUCUUCUUCUGAGGACGCUGCUGAUGAUGCCUCGUCUUCUUCUGAGGACGCCGCUGAUGAUGCGUCUUCUUCUUCUGAAGACGCUGCUGAUGAUGCUUCUUCUUCUUCCGAAGCGGCCGCUGAUGAUGCCUCGUCAUCUUCUGAGGAAGCUGCUGAUGAUGCCUCGUCUUCUUCUGAGGAUGAUGCUGAUGAUGCUUCUUCUUCUUCUGAAGCCGCCGCUGAUGAUGCCUCGUCAUCUUCUGAAGCCGCCGCUGAUGAUGCUUCUUCUUCUUCUGAAGCCGCCGCUGAUGAUGCCUCGUCUUCUUCUGAAGCCGCCGCUGAUGAUGCUUCCUCAUCUUCUGAGGAUGCUGCUGAUGAUGCUUCUUCAUCUUCUGAAGACGCAGCAGAUGAUGCUUCUUCUUCUUCUGAAGCCGCCGCUGAUGAUGCCUCUUUAUCUUCUGAAGACGCAGCUGAUGAUGCCUCGUCUUCUUCUGAAGACGCAGCUGAUGAUGCCUCGUCUUCUUCUGAAGCCGCCGCUGAUGAAGCUUCUUCUUCAUCCGAAGCCGCCGCUGAUGAUGCCUCUUCUUCUUCUGAGGACGCUGCUGAUGAUGCCUCGUCAUCUUCUGAAGCCGCCGCUGAUGAUGCUUCUUCUUCUUCUGAAGCCGCCGCUGAUGAUGCCUCGUCUUCUUCUGAAGCCGCCGCUGAUGAUGCUUCCUCAUCUUCUGAGGAUGCUGCUGAUGAUGCUUCUUCAUCUUCUGAAGACGCAGCAGAUGAUGCUUCUUCUUCUUCUGAAGCCGCCGCUGAUGAUGCCUCUUCAUCUUCUGAGGACGCUGCUGAUGAUGCUUCUUCUUCUUCCGAAGCGGCCGCUGAUGAUGCCUCUUCUUCUUCUGAAGACGCAGCUGAUGAUGCCUCUUCAUCUUCUGAAGCUGCCGCUGAUGAUGCUUCCUCAUCUUCUGAAGCUGCCGCUGAUGAUGCUUCAUCUUCAUCCGAAGCCGCCGCUGAUGAUGCUUCAUCUUCAUCCGAAGCCGCCGCUGAUGAUGCUUCUUCAUCUUCUGAGGACGCUGCUGAUGAUGCCUCGUCUUCUUCUGAAGCCGCCGCUGAUGAUGCUUCUUCUUCUUCCGAAGCUGCCGCUGAUGAUGCUUCAUCUUCAUCCGAAGCCGCCGCUGAUGAUGCCUCUUCUUCUUCUGAGGACGCUGCUGAUGAUGCCUCGUCUUCUUCUUCCGAAGCCGCCGCUGAUGAUGCUUCUUCAUCUUCUGAAGACGCAGCAGAUGAUGCUUCUUCUUCUUCCGAAGACGCAGCUAAUGAUGCUUCUUCUUCUUCUGAAGCUGCCGCUGAUGAUGGAUCAUCUUCAUCUCAAGCUGCCGCUGAUGAUGCUUCUUCAUCUUCUCAAGCUGCCGCUGAUGAUGCUUCCUCAUCUUCUGAAGCUGCCGCUGAUGAUGCCUCUUCUUCUUCUGAGGACGCUGCUGAUGAUGCCUCGUCUUCUUCUUCCGAAGCCGCCGCUGAUGAUGCUUCUUCAUCUUCUGAGGACGCUGCUGAUGAUGCCUCGUCUUCUUCUGAAGCCGCCGCUGAUGAUGCUUCUUCUUCUUCCGAAGCCGCAGCUGAUGAUGCCUCUUCAUCUUCUGAAGACGCAGCAGAUGAUGCUUCUUCAUCUUCUGAAGACGCAGCAGAUGAUGCUUCUUCAUCUUCUGAAGACGCAGCAGAUGAUGCUUCUUCUUCUUCUGAAGCCGCCGCUGAUGAUGCCUCUUCAUCUUCUGAAGACGCAGCUGAUGAUGCUUCAUCUUCUUCUGAAGCUGCCGCUGAUGAUGCCUCGUCUUCUUCUGAGGACGCCGCUGAUGAUGCCUCUUCUUCUUCUGAGGACGCCGCUGAUGAUGCGUCUUCUUCUUCUGAGGACGCUGCUGAUGAUGCUUCUUCUUCUUCCGAAGCGGCCGCUGAUGAUGCCUCUUCUUCUUCUGAAGACGCAGCUGAUGAUGCCUCUUCAUCUUCUGAAGCUGCCGCUGAUGAUGCUUCCUCAUCUUCUGAAGCUGCCGCUGAUGAUGCUUCAUCUUCAUCCGAAGCCGCCGCUGAUGAUGCUUCAUCUUCAUCCGAAGCCGCCGCUGAUGAUGCUUCCUCAUCUUCUGAGGACGCUGCUGAUGAUGCCUCGUCUUCUUCUGAAGCCGCCGCUGAUGAUGCCUCUUCAUCUUCUGAAGACGCUGCUGAUGAUGCUUCUUCUUCUUCCGAAGCUGCCGCUGAUGAUGCUUCAUCUUCAUCCGAAGCCGCCGCUGAUGAUGCCUCUUCUUCUUCUGAGGACGCUGCUGAUGAUGCCUCGUCUUCUUCUUCCGAAGCCGCCGCUGAUGAUGCUUCUUCAUCUUCUGAAGACGCAGCAGAUGAUGCUUCUUCUUCUUCCGAAGACGCAGCUAAUGAUGCUUCUUCUUCUUCUGAAGCUGCCGCUGAUGAUGGAUCAUCUUCAUCUCAAGCUGCCGCUGAUGAUGCUUCUUCAUCUUCUCAAGCUGCCGCUGAUGAUGCUUCAUCUUCUGAAGCCGCCGCUGAUGAUGGGUCAUCUUCAUCUCAAGCUGCCGCUGAUGAUGCUUCAUCUUCAUCCGAAGACGCAGCUGACGAUGCUUCUUCAUCUUCUAAAGCUGCCGCUAAUAAUGCUCCAUCUUCAUCUCAGGACGCAGCAGAUGAUGCCUCUUCUUCUUUCGAAGCUGCAUCUGAUAAUGCUUCAUUUUCUUUUGAGGACGCAGCUGAUAAUUCUUUUUCAUCUUCAUCUUCUGAAUCUACAUCUUCAUUUAUUUCUGAAUCUUCUGAAUCCGCAUUUGUUUCUGAAUCUUCUCAAUCAGUUUCUAUUUCUGAAUCUUUUUCUGUUUCCGAAUCUUCUGAAUCUGAAACUGCUUCUGAAUCCCCUUCUGUUUCUGAAUUUGCUUCUAUUUUGGAAUCUUCGGAAUCUGAAUCUGCUUCUGUUUCUGUUUCUGAAUUCGUUUCUAUUUCUGAAUUUUCUAAUUCAGCUUCAAUUUCUGAAUCUGAGUUUUCUGCCUCUAUUUCAGUUUCUGAAUCUGAAUCUGAAUCUGAAUCUGCUUCUAUUUCAGUUUCUGAAUCUUUUCAAUCUGAAUCCCCUUCUGUUUCUGAAUUUGCUUCUAUUUCGGAAUCUUCGGAAUCUGAAUCUGCUUCUGUUUCUGAAUCCACUUUUGUUUCUCAAUCUCCUGUUUCUGUUUCUGAGUUUUCUGAAUCCUUAUACAUUUCUGAGUUAUCUCUUUCUCAAUCCUCGUCUUUCAGUGUUUCUCUUGAGACUGGAGAAAUUGGAAUCUCUUCAUUUACUGAAUCCGAAGUUGAAUCUUUUCCUUCACCUUCUUUGUCUUCGCUCGAGGGUACUUCUGAGGUUGGCUCCGAAUCUCUAUUUGAAAGUUCCUUAUCAUCAUCAUUUUCUGUAGAGAUUUCAGAAUCUUCUACUUACUUUGAGUCGGAAUCUCUUGAAACUUCUUUGUCUUUGUCUUUGUCUUCGACUUUUGUCUAUACUCCUUCGACAAAGCCCUCUUGGAAUUCCACAUUUACAACUUCUGUUUCCACUUCUAGUACCUCUAGUAUUGGCCCUCAGUCACCAAGUUCUACCAUUACAUCUGUUGCCACACAAACUUCCUUUACUUCAUAUACUACGGUAAUUGGAUCUCAGACUCUCACUGUUACUAUUCCUUGUGAUGAUUGUACCCCUAUUACUUCGACAAGCUCUUACACAGAAUACACCACCUAUACAACUGUUAUUUCUGGCGAGACUACCAUUGUCACAGAGCCUUGUGAGAAAUGUACGGCAACAUCUUCCACGGAAUCCACUAUCUCUUCAAUAGGUUCACACACCGAAUACACUACUUAUACCACGGUCAUUGGUGGAGAGACUACUACUGUUACGGAGCCUUGUGAGAAAUGUAUCUCUACUUCUUCUGAAACAAGUUCUGUUUCUUCGACAAGUUUUCACACUGAAUUCACCACUUAUACGACAGUCAUCGGUUCUCAGACUCUUACUGUUACUAUUCCUUGUGAAGAUUGCACAGCUACUACUCCAUCAAGUUCUUAUUCCGAAUACAAUACCUAUACAACAAUUAUUGGUGGUGAGACCAAGACUGUCACCGAGUCCAGCGAAUCUACUCCUUCCCAACCUUUCGUUACAUCUCCUAUCAUCACAGGUUUUACAACCGUCAAUAGUGGUACCACCUUUAGUCUUAUUGAAUCUUCGGAAACCCUGAGUGUGUCUGGUUCAGAGUCUUCCUUGUUUACUAUUUCAGCAAAUACCGCUCCAUCGAAAGCUACUUCCUUGACAUCCGAAACUGGUACUAAUCUUCCUGAACAAUCAACAGAAGUUACUACUUUAUCUAAGGCAGCUUCAAAUUCUGUUAAGUCCUCGUCUUUUAUAACAUUUAUGUCUGUCAUUGGCAAAACUACAGUUGUCAUGACAGCUUCACAGGAAUCUACUCCUGUUAUUUCUGUGUCUAGCAUCCCAAUUAGCUCUGGAGUUGAAACUGUUUCAAGUAUUUAUUCUAUUGCGGUUUCUGAAAUUUCUUCUAACCCUGUAUCCUCACCUUUUACUUCUACUUUUGGUCAAGCUGAACAAUCUCUUAUAAAUACUGAGUCACUCCAGUUUAACGUUUUGCCAUCAACUUCUUCUGUUUCUGAAGCACAACCAAGCAGCAGUUCUUUAGUUUCAACCAAUAUUCUUGGUUCUGAAAUAACAUCAAUUACUCCUGAAUCUAAAACUGGGACACCUUCGGUUCAUGAAUCAUAUUUUGAUUCUUUUCAGUCUAGCCCUGGCGCUGGCUCAGAGAUUGUCUCUUCCCUUGAGACAUUCACACUUGAAAAUUCAUUGCCAUCUGGCAUUGUUCCCGCUUCGUCUUCACUUCCAGAAUCUCCUUCAUUGUCUACAUCUGUUGCAUCCUCACCUUCUAUUAAUGAGGGUUCUUCAUUACUUAUUUCUUCUACGACAUCAUCUUCCGGAUCUCUGGCAUUGUCGCCGUCUUACACUACCUUCACUAUUGUUACUGAGAGUGUCAGUCUUACACUAACGGAGAGUUAUGUAGAAAAUUACACUACUACAGAGUCGGUUAGCUCUUUUCCUUCAGCUUUGGCUUCGGCUUCGACCUCGACUUCCACCUCCAGUUCUCAGUCUUCAGUUGCUCUGGUGAACACCCAAAAUACUUUUCCUGCUGUUUCUUCUUCUCUCUCGUCUCAAAACCAGCCCGGUUCAAGCUCAGGUGGAGUUGAGCAAGUUAAUUCGGCCCUCACAAAUAUUACAUCUAUGAAUCACGGUUUGGUUCUAGUUAUAAUUUUGCUCCUUUUUAUGAUGUGA
Molecule: messenger RNA, 10401 nt
Organism: Magnusiomyces paraingens
Lineage: Eukaryota; Fungi; Ascomycota; Dipodascomycetes; Dipodascales; Dipodascaceae
Exons: 1
Coding region: 1-10401 (3466 amino acids)
Source: RefSeq, a predicted model, not a curated record